This is a messenger RNA of Etheostoma spectabile (orangethroat darter), 854 nucleotides long. RefSeq names its product ubiquitin carboxyl-terminal hydrolase 40-like. The transcript is spliced from 10 exons. The record is from RefSeq and is a predicted model, not a curated record. Gene Ontology annotation, cellular component: nucleus; cytosol. Gene Ontology annotation, molecular function: cysteine-type deubiquitinase activity. Gene Ontology annotation, biological process: protein deubiquitination. Bases 24 to 854 code for a protein of 276 amino acids. NCBI's taxonomy places the organism in Eukaryota, Metazoa, Chordata, Actinopteri, Perciformes, Percidae.
AUUUCAUUAGGUGAUGGCCAGCCAUGGACAUUUGUUCAAAGAAACCAUCAGAAGUAUCAAUGAAACAAACACUUCAUGGUCUGUAUAAUCAGGGAGCCACAUGUUACCUUAACAGUAUCCUGCAAAUUCUCUUCAGGACUACAGAGAUCCAUGACAGGUUGUGUACAAAACCAGAACAAAUUGAUAAUGAGCUGAGGAAAAUCUUUAACCUCCUGAGGGAAGAGACAUGUGGAACAGAGGCUAUCACAAAGAUUUUGGAGAUUACAAACGUUCAUGAGCAACGUGAUGCUGCUGAAUGCCUGGAGAUGAUUUUAUGUAAGAUCAGCUCACCUGUCUCGGAGGUUUUCCAAGGAGAGCUGACAUACACAACAAAAUGCUCCAAUGGCCACAGCAUCAAUGAAGAGACAAAUCCCUUCUGGACUCUUCCACUGUCACUAAGGAAUACCCAUGAUAAAACCUACAAUGUGGGAAAUAGCUAUACAUGUUUUUUUGAGCCUAAAUCAUUCAGUGGAGACAACAUGGUGUACUGCAAUAAAUGUAACGAGAAAACAGAGGCAAAAAGUGUGUGUAACAUGAGGAAAUUUCCUCAGAUUUUGACUCUACUCCUAAAGAGAUUUGAUUUUGACUACGACAAAAUGUCACAUUUCAAAUCAGACUGCUGUGUGGACGUGCCCAUCAAAUUACCUCAACUUGAAAACCAGAAUAACAAUUACGAACUGUAUGGGAUAGUAAAUCACAUGGGCAGUCUGAGAGGUGGACAUUACACAGCCACCAUCCUUUCCAAUGACAGCUGGCUGAAAGACAACCAUUUGCAGAAAGCAAUUUCCAUGAGUAUGUUUGAUAUAUCCCAUUAA